Messenger RNA from Parasteatoda tepidariorum (common house spider), 1527 nucleotides. The record is from RefSeq and is a predicted model, not a curated record. NCBI's taxonomy places the organism in Eukaryota, Metazoa, Arthropoda, Arachnida, Araneae, Theridiidae.
AUGACUAAACAUAGCCGUGCUCAUAUUGGUGAGAAACCUCAUUCUUGUAAUUUAUGUAAUAAGAGUUUUUCGCGAAAAUUUAAUCUCACUAGACACAAUCGUGUUCAUACUGGAAAGAAGCCUUAUUCUUGUAGUAAUCUGACAAAACACAGUUGUUUUCAUACUGGUAAGAAGCCUUAUUCUUGUAAUAUAUGUAAGAAGAGUUUUUCAGAGAAAUGGAAUUUGAAUUUACACUUUCGUGUUCAUACUGGGGAGAAACCUUAUUCUUGUGGUAUAUGUAAUAAAAGUUUUUCACUAAAAGAUAGUCUGAAAAUACACAGUCUUGUUCAUUCUGGUGUGAAGCCUUAUUCUUGUAAUAUAUUCUUGUUCAUACUGGUAAGAAACCUUAUUNCCUUUUUGUUGUUAUUUUCUUGUACUAUAUGUAAUAAAAGGUUUUCUCAAGAAGGUAAUCUGACAAGACACAGUCGUUUCCAUACUGGUGAGAAGCCUUUUUCUUGUAGUAUAUGUAAUAAGAGUUUUUCAGAAAGAGGGAGUCUGAAUAAACACUGUCUUGUUCAUACUGGCAAGAAGCCUUAUUCUUGUAGUAUAUGUAAUAAAAGUUUUUCUCAAAAAGUUAAUCUGACAAAACACAGUCGUUUUCAUACUGGUGAGAAGCCUUAUUCUUGUAAUAUAUGUAAGAAGAGUUUUUCAGAGAAAAGGAAUUUGAAUUCACACUCUCGUGUUCAUACUGGGGAGAAACCUUAUUCUUGUGGUAUAUGUAAUAAAAGUUUUUCACAAAAAGGUAGUUUGGCAAUACACAGUCGUGUUCAUACUGGGGAGAAACCUUAUUCUUGUAGUAUAUGUAAUAAAAGUUUUUCACUUAAAGAUAGUCUGAAAAUACACAGUCUUGUUCAUACUGGUGAGAAGCCUUAUUCUUGUAGUAUAUGUAAUAAGAGAUUUUCAGAAAGAGGGACUUUGAAUAAACACCGUCUUGUUCAUACUAUUGAGAAGCCUUAUUCUUGUAGUAUAUGUAAUAAGAGUUUUUCAGAAAGAGGGAGUCUGAAUAAACACAGUCUUGUUCAUAUUGGUAAGAAACCUUAUUCUUGUAUUAUAUGUAAUAAGAGUUUUUCACAAAAAUUUAGUCUCACUGUACACAGUCGUAUUCAUACUGGUGAGAAACCUUUUUCUUGCAGUAUAUGUAAUAAGAGUUUUUCAGAAAAAGGGAAUCUGAAUAAACACAGUCUUGUUCAUACUGGUGAGAAGCCUUAUUCUUGUAGUAUAUGUAAUAAAAAAUUUUCACGAAAAAGUCAUCUCACUACUCACAGCCGUGUUCAUACUGGUGAGAAACCUUAUUCUUGUAGUAUCUGCAAUAAAAGUUUUUCUCAAAGUGAGCAUCUGAAUAAACACAGUAGUAUUCAUACUGGUGAGAAGCCUUAUUCUUGUUGUAUAUGUAAUAAAAGUUUUUCACUGAAAAGUUAUCUGAAUAAACACAGUCNUAAAGAGAAGUCUUAUUCAUGUAGUAUAUGUAAUAAGAGUUUUUUACAUUGA